Molecule: messenger RNA, 620 nt
Organism: Beta vulgaris subsp. vulgaris (sugar beet)
Lineage: Eukaryota; Viridiplantae; Streptophyta; Magnoliopsida; Caryophyllales; Amaranthaceae
Product: jacalin-related lectin Calsepa-like
Exons: 4
Coding region: 16-531 (171 amino acids)
Source: RefSeq, a predicted model, not a curated record
CUGCAAAUUUUAGAAAUGGCUCAAGCAGUUGCUAGCGGGCAGGUGAUUGAACAAUACGGGCCGUAUGGUUCUCAAUUGCCGGAAAACUAUCGCGUUCAACUUGCUGAUGGUGAGCGUUUCACUACACUAACAGUGGACAGUGGAUACAUUGUGGAUGGAAUCAGAUUUGAGAUAGCUAAGCCUGAUGGAAGUACCAGGACUGUGCAGAUCGGUGGCACUAGCCCACCAACCAGCACACACUUUGUUAAUCAGAUUGUGCUCAAGGAUGGUGAAUACCUAACCGGUGUUAGUGGAACAUAUGGAAACGAUAGAGAUCGGAAGCAAGUUGAUGUUGCGACAUUGAAGAUUCAGACCAAUUUCAAUCCUCAAGGAUAUGGACCAUAUGGACAAGGAAAGGAUGUUGAUAAUUUAACUGCUUUUUCAUCGCCAAACAUAACUGAUGGUCCUGUUGUUGGAGUUUUUGGAAGGAGCGACGGCUAUAUCGAGUCAAUUGGACUUCUCGUGAGGAAGGAAUUUUCGAGCGCUAAUUAAUGACGUUCUCCAAGUCUUAGGCUACUGUAUUCAGCCAAUGGGGAUAUCUACUAUUAUUUUUGUUUCCAAUAAGCCACAAUAAGAGAAUU